UUUUCACACCCAUAGUUUUAACUCAUCAAGACGAAGAGAAAUACUGAAUACUGUCAUCUGCCGCGUCGCUUCCCCUUUGGCGGAGCUGAAAAUCCGGUAUUUCCGUGCUCAGCGGAUCAAUACAAAAUGUGGCGGCUGUAUGAAGGAUGGAACGACAUUUUGAAGAUCCAAAAGUUCCGGAGAAUUGUGUCCUAUACUGGAUUCUAUUGCUUCGUUACAGUCAUCACAUAUGCGUACACCAACAACACUACUAGAGCGGGGUACUCGAGAGCUGACCAAUUCUAUGCUUCGUAUCCAGCUGGUACAGAGCUCCUUACUGACACAGCUAAGCUAUAUAAAGCAGCGUUGGGGAAUGUUUUUGAAGUGGAAGAAUGGGGACCAGUCGAAUGGUCCGUCCUGGCUAAACAUUUUGAACGUCAAGGAAAAUCACCAUAUGCAUAUCAUGCUCAAUACAUGGCACACCUUGCUUCUCAUGGACAACUAGAUGGAAGUGGCUAGCGGAAGCUCAGUAGAAGCAAACUGAUGAUUUGACUCCUCUCAUCUGUAUCUUGAGCAGGUUUAAAUCAAUUCAAGAAGCUGAUUUGGUGAUAGAAUUCGAACCAACAGAUAUGUAAGUUGUUGAACAUGUAUUAACCUAGCCUAGCCUAUCUCAUAUCAAUAUGGUGAGUUGUUAGGAGUGAUUAUAUUGAAUAAAUAGAUUCCUGAAAUCGAAAUUCAUAUCUUUUCUGCU
Messenger RNA from Solanum verrucosum, 730 nucleotides. RefSeq lists its product as uncharacterized. The transcript has 5 exons. Bases 127 to 498 code for a protein of 123 amino acids. Lineage: Eukaryota; Viridiplantae; Streptophyta; Magnoliopsida; Solanales; Solanaceae. The record is from RefSeq and is a predicted model, not a curated record.